AUGUCGGACAACAAGGAACACCACCACCGCCAUCACCACCACCACCACAGUGAGUCACAACAACCGCAAAUACCCAUAGAUCCCAAUGCCAACCCCGCCAAUAGAAUAGGGAAGUACCAGGUCAUCAAGACCUUGGGUGAAGGGUCCUUUGGUAAGGUCAAGUUGGCUCAGCAUUUAACCACUGGCCAGAAGGUUGCUUUGAAAAUCAUCAACAGAAAGACGUUGGCCAAGUCCGACAUGCAAGGCAGAGUGGAAAGAGAAAUUUCUUACUUGCGUUUGUUGAGACACCCCCAUAUCAUCAAGCUCUAUGACGUGAUCAAGUCGAAGGACGAGAUUAUUAUGGUGAUUGAGUAUGCUGGCAAAGAGUUGUUCGACUACAUUGUCCAGAGAGGCAAGAUGCCAGAGGACGAAGCUAGACGUUUCUUUCAACAGAUCAUUGCUGCCGUUGAGUACUGUCAUAGACAUAAGAUUGUCCACCGUGACUUAAAGCCAGAAAACUUGUUAUUGGACGAUCAGUUGAACGUCAAGAUUGCCGAUUUUGGGUUGUCCAAUAUCAUGACUGAUGGUAACUUUUUGAAGACCAGUUGCGGGUCUCCCAACUACGCUGCCCCUGAGGUUAUCAGUGGAAAGUUGUACGCCGGUCCCGAGGUGGAUGUGUGGUCGUCGGGAGUCAUCUUAUACGUGAUGUUGUGUGGUAGAUUACCGUUCGACGACGAGUUCAUUCCAGCCUUGUUCAAGAAGAUCAGUAACGGUGUGUACACCUUGCCAAACUACUUGAGUGCCGGUGCUAAGCAUUUAUUGACCAGAAUGUUGGUUGUCAAUCCUUUGAACCGUAUUACCAUCCACGAGAUCAUGGAGGACGAAUGGUUCAAGCAAGGAAUGGAAGACUAUUUGUUACCUCCAGACCUUUCCAAGACCAAGCACAAGAAGAUCGAGAUCGAUGAAGACGUUAUACUGGCGUUGACAAUGGCCAUGGGAUACGACCGUGAUGAGAUCAUCAAUGUCAUCGAGAAGAGCAACAAACACUCCUCGCCUCAGAACCAGUCUAAUGAACUCUUGGAUGCGUACUUGUUGAUGAAGGAAAACCACUCGUUGGUCCGGGACUUGAAGAAGAGCAAAGCCGACAAGGUGGACUCUUUCUUGUCGCUGUCGCCACCUCCUUCCUACACCAAUAGCUCAACUAGCUCGGCACCUGGCGUCCAGCAGUCGUUGACAUACCAGACCUUGGCCACGGUGCCGGACUUGUCGACGUUGCCCAACUCCACCAUAGCGAUUCUUCCUUCCUCUUUGCCCACCAUCCACAGGGCAUACAUGAUGGAGAACAAUAACCAGGCUGCGAUCAACCCGGUUUCCACCAAGAAGCUGAAGACCAGAUGGCACUUUGGAAUUCGGUCCAGAUCGUAUCCGUUGGACGUGAUGGGAGAAAUUUAUCGUGCGCUCAAGAACUUGGGAGCCGAGUGGGCCAAGCCUACCGAAGAGGAGUUGUGGACCAUCCGUGUGCGCUGGAAGUAUGACAGCACCGAUGUGACCAAUGCCCCCAACUUGAUGAAGAUGCAGAUCCAAUUGUUCCAGUUGGAGCCCAACAACUACUUAGUGGACUUUAAGUUCGACGGAUGGGAGACUCCUGCAGUGGAGCCCAAGCAGGAUGUGGACGAGAUGUCGUCCUUUUCGGCGUACCCGUUCUUGCAUUUGGCCACUCGGUUGAUCAUGGAAUUGGCAGUGAACUCGCAAAGCGGAUAG
Suhomyces tanzawaensis NRRL Y-17324 is the source of this 1740-nucleotide messenger RNA. RefSeq names its product AMP-activated serine/threonine-protein kinase catalytic subunit (gene SNF1). Gene Ontology annotation, biological process: intracellular signal transduction; protein phosphorylation. The coding region runs from base 1 to 1740 and encodes 579 amino acids. The transcript has a single exon. Gene Ontology annotation, cellular component: cytoplasm. Lineage: Eukaryota; Fungi; Ascomycota; Pichiomycetes; Serinales; Debaryomycetaceae. Gene Ontology annotation, molecular function: ATP binding; protein serine/threonine kinase activity. The record is from RefSeq and is a predicted model, not a curated record.